AUGAUCGCCGGAAAAGGAACGCGACAACAGCGACAACGAAAAUCUGUUCCACAAUCAUCUGAACAACAGUUACCACGAUCCUGUUUACCAACACAACAACGCCCACAGUUCAGUCAAGGACAGAAACGAUACCGUUUCGAACCCGAUCAUCCAGUAUGGUGUGGGAGGCAAUUUGCGGACAGCGGUUACUUGGCUUGCACGUUUUGUUGUAGUAGGGGAAUUUGGGAUGCAGGAUAUAAUAAAGUUCUUUAUCCAUAUGCAAACAAUGAUCUCAGAGCUCGUACACAUGUCGGUUAUCUCAAAGCAGCUCGAGAAGUGCGCAAAUCAACUGGUGGUGAAGAAGUAGCUGUGGAUCGAAUAAAACGUCUAGCAUCUUUGCUUCAAAUAUUUAAUUAUCCUACACAGAUCAUUUAUGACUGUAUACAUCUUGUGUGUUUGGGUCAUAUUCCGUCUUUAAUUAAUCGAUGGUGUUCGCGCAUAGACAAAAAUACAAUACUGAAGAUCGACAAUAAACUUCAACAAUUAGGUAUUCCUCACAACAUGAAAGUUGGUUUUCUUGAAUCUAUUAAAAUGGCGUCGCAAUGGAAAGCUAAAAAGUCUCGUCUGUUUGUGUCACACGUCGGAGUCCCUAUAAUGGCUACUCAUCUACCAACUCUUCUUGUCUCUCAUUUUGUUAUAUUUAUGUAUUGUCGUUAUUAA
Molecule: messenger RNA, 699 nt
Organism: Didymodactylos carnosus
Lineage: Eukaryota; Metazoa; Rotifera; Eurotatoria; Philodinida; Philodinidae
Source: the annotation of a GenBank genome assembly